Panicum virgatum (switchgrass) is the source of this 1381-nucleotide messenger RNA. RefSeq names its product ankyrin repeat and SAM domain-containing protein 6-like. NCBI's taxonomy places the organism in Eukaryota, Viridiplantae, Streptophyta, Magnoliopsida, Poales, Poaceae. The coding region runs from base 96 to 821 and encodes 241 amino acids. Gene Ontology annotation, molecular function: protein binding. The record is from RefSeq and is a predicted model, not a curated record. The transcript is spliced from 2 exons.
GCACACACUGACUCGCCUCGGCAUAGCUGCAGUUCCCACUCUCAAGCUCGAGCCGCAUCCGCCCGGCCCACCGCGGAUCACGCAUCUCCCCCCCCAUGGCCGAUCUCCGCCCGCCGGAGCCCACCGCCAACGGCGCCGCCGCCAGCGUGGUCGCCGCGCUGCCGGCCGUCAACGCGGCCGCCGCCGCCGCCGCGGAAGUAGCUGCCGCAGCCGGAGGGGCGCAGGCGCCCGCGGCCCCCUACUCCAAGCGCCGCCGCCGCCCCAGCGUCCGCCUCGGCGACAUCGACGCCCCGCCCCCGAGGCGGAACCACAAGUCCUCCUCGUCCCACCCGCGCCCGCCGCGCCGCGCGCACCCGGACGACAGCGCCGCCGACCGCCGGGGGCCCAAGCCGCCCGCCCAGCGCCGCCCGCGCACCGCCUGGAUUCCCGCCGCGCCCUCGGGCGCCGAGGGAUACGACGACGACGAGGACCGCUACUACGACGACGAGGACCAGUCCGACUCCGCGGCCGCCGCCGCCGCCGCCAGGGCUAGGGUUUCCGGCAGCCGCGACGCCAGCGGCGACGAGUCUGAUGGCGUGGCGGACUGGGGCCUCCCGAACGGCAGGCUCCCCUCCGCCAUGGGAUACAGCGGCGUCAAGGCCUGGCUCGACGGGUUGGGGCUCUCGCGGUACGCUCCCGUGUUUGAGAUCCAUGAGGUGGACGAUGAGGUCCUCCCUAUGCUAACGCUGGAGGAUCUCAAGGAUAUGGGCAUUGGGGCUGUUGGCUCCCGGAGGAAGAUGUAUGCCGCCAUCCAGAAACUCCGGAGCGACAACGUCUCCUGAGUUGCUACUGGUUAAGGCGUUGCUGGGUUGUUUCAAGAUGGGUGCAAGGAACUGAUAUGCUGAGGCAUUGAUACAUUGUAAGUUCAAAGAGUAGCGAGUGGAUCUUUUAGUUGAAAAAAAUCAUAGUUUUUGGUCCUUUUGAAAUGUCACCACCAAAAUGUGAUCAUUGUCAAAUAUGAUAGUCUGGUACAUUUUGCCGUAAUUAAAGUAUGCUAGGAUUAUUCACUGGGGAGGAGUGGUUUUCAGUUUGUGGCUGAAAAGGGGCUCAGGGUAGAAAGGAAUAGCAAAACCCAAGGGCACCUUGUGGCUUGUACCUCAGCAGCAUUUUGACAGGCAUGAGUUGUUCUCAUAAAAGCUGAAGAAAUAGAGUAUCCCAACAAACUGUAUUUAGGUUGAGUUGGGGUCAAAUUUUCGGGGCGCGUUGGCAGAUAAUGUGCCAUGCCCUUGUUGCUGGGCUGGUGACACCGCAAUGGCAAACAUAGUGGAGAAAUUUGACCACAAGCUUUAGCUGUAUUGAAGUGAAGUAACUAGAAAUAUGUUUUGUUGAGUGGAAUACCUCA